This is a messenger RNA of Sinocyclocheilus rhinocerous, 3312 nucleotides long. Its product is annotated as receptor expression-enhancing protein 1-like. Gene Ontology annotation, biological process: endoplasmic reticulum tubular network organization. Gene Ontology annotation, molecular function: microtubule binding. Gene Ontology annotation, cellular component: endoplasmic reticulum membrane; endoplasmic reticulum tubular network; cytoplasmic microtubule. The transcript is spliced from 8 exons. NCBI's taxonomy places the organism in Eukaryota, Metazoa, Chordata, Actinopteri, Cypriniformes, Cyprinidae. The record is from RefSeq and is a predicted model, not a curated record. The coding region runs from base 97 to 1035 and encodes 312 amino acids.
GAGCGCCUGCGCGGACGCGUCUGUCAAACGAUAAAUGCCGACACCAGUCUCGAGGAAAACUCCUCCCUGUCGACAACACGCCGCUCUCAUAGCGCAAUGGUCUCCUGGAUUAUUUCUAGGCUUGUGGUGCUUAUAUUUGGUACCCUUUACCCAGCGUACUCCUCAUAUAAAGCUGUUAAAUCAAAAGAUGUGAGAGAAUAUGUGAAAUGGAUGAUGUACUGGAUAAUAUUUGCACUUUUUACUACAGUUGAAGUGAUUACUGAUAUCUUUUUGUGCUGGCUCCCAUUCUACUAUGAACUCAAAAUCGCCUUUGUGGUGUGGUUACUUUCCCCAUACACAAAGGGAUCCAGUGUACUGUAUAGAAAAUUUGUCCACCCUACACUGUCCUCUAAGGAGAAGGACAUCGAUGAAUACCUUUGCCAAGCAAAAGAUAAAAGCUACGACACCCUGAUGCAUUUUGGAAGGAAAGGUCUGAAUGUGGCGGCUACAGCUGCAGUAAUGGCUGCCACUAAGGGCCAGGGCGUUCUCUCCGAGCGACUCCGCAGCUUCAGCAUGCAGGACCUGUCAUCUUUCCAGGCAGAGGGCCAGGCACAGAAUGCAAGUUCUGUAACUACUCAACCUGCAGCCGCGCAGCACAGAACACGCACCAUGAUGCACAGCAAAUCAGAGACGGGUUACAGCAAGGGCCAUGAUUUUGACAUGACCGAAUAUGAGAUGUUGAACUUGGAGCAAUAUUCCCCCAUUGAGCCUCCUGGUCCGCUGACACCCACACCUACCCCGACCCCAUCCCAGCCCACUCUGCCUCAGCCUGAGCCCACGACUCCACUGCUUUCCUCUCCUGAGUCCUUCCAGGAUAAAUCCGCAUCCCAGCCCAUAGCCUCAGAGGAGCCUGAGAAGAAGGAGGAAUUUGCCUCAUCUGCUUCAGUCCAAUUCAGAUUUAAGAGGCGUGCCCCUGAGCCUCCUCCUAGAACCCUAAGACCCGUCACCCGAUCCAGAUCAAAGAACGCCCUCUCUUCGGACACUGAAGCCAUGUGACUGUGCAUAUGCUCCGAGAGCGCUUUAGCUGUCUUACCUGCAACAUGAGGAGAUGCAACAAGAGAAGGCAGGGAGAAAAAAAAAGGAAUGCAGCCAAAAUGUUGAAAUAUUCAAAAGCAGCCUUGUUCUGUAAUGAGGUAACCAAAGCGAUGCGCAACCUUUCGCUUCUGAUCUUUGACACUCAAGGGGGAGGGGAUUCAUUUAGGUAACACGUUCGUGUACAUACUGCUGCUCUGAGACUCUUUGGGGGUUUGAGUGUAGACUGUUUGAUUUCUUGGUAUGAUUUUGGGAGAAACAAACGCAUGCAUGUCCCUCUGGUCACCCAACCAUAAUCACUGCACACAGUCAUAAUACUUACUUUAUUUUAAGGGGGACUACACUCAUUUUGGGUCCCCCAAAGCCCCCUUAACAACUACUGAGUAACAAGGUGUUUCCGAAUCAGCCUUUCUUAGAACAGAAGUUCUUAGUGAAAAAGUACUGCACUGAUGUGGUAGGUGUGUUUGACUGCAUUUAUUUCAUAAUUUACGUAUCAACAAAUGCAAAGGAUCAUCUGUACAGAAGGAGUUUUUAAUAAAAGCUUGUAGUUGAACCAAAAAAGGUAUUAACCACAAUACCUGACGUGAUUUAAAAUAGAUGGACAAAGUGCAAUGGAUUUUACACUUCUUAGAAACUUGCAAUAGUUCAGCUAUAAACUUAAAAUAUUGUGCUGUAACUUCAAAUAUAUAUAAAGUUAAUCAAUAACCAUCUUGUUAAAAAUGCACUAGAAACUUUCCUAGACACAAAGAGGUAAUAGGUUGAUAUUUGUUUAUGGACAUUCUUACUUUACUUUAUUAAUUAUUAGGCAUGUACAGUAUUUUUAUCAUUUCAAAACUCCGCACUGAUUGAUCAACAUGUAUUUUGAAGUAAUCUAAACGGACGGUUUUCUGUUAUUUCCUAGCUGGCUUCUUAAACGUCUUCAGUUGCUUGAUGUUGCAUGUAUUCACAUUGACAGUUUGAAUGUGUCUCUCAUUUUUGGCCUCCGCUUUCUGAACAUGUUCAGUAUUAAAGUACCUUUUCAGAGAUGAGCAGGCAUUAGUGGUGACUUGGUACAACACAAAGCGGGUCCUUUAGUCAGUGUAGUCGUUUUACUUUUGUAGCAGUCACACAAUUAGUCAUAUGAGGAGAAACAAGUGUCUGAAAACACUGCAAUUACACUAGCAUGUAUCACUGAGAAACUCAGUUUGCUGUUGUAUCAUUCCUGUGUAGCACUAACUAUCAAAACACAUACUGUAGCUGAAUCUUAGAACAUUCUAUAUUUAGAAAGCUUUUCACAAAGUUUUAUACUGUGAAAAUGAUGACAAUCCUAAUCUCAUAAACAUACUUUGUCAAAUUACAGAUUUUAUGUAUUUGAGAUCUUGUAGCUGUCAGAAUGGCUAUAUCAGACUUCACUGACAAAAUAUCUGGCUCAGGAACUGUUUUUGUCAUUUUAUCACAAUUUCAUUUAGACUUGUGAUUAUAUUAUCUACAAUGUAAACUAAAAAAGUCAUUGGAAUAGUGAUAAUCUGGUUGGUUUUCUUUUAGUUGGCUUUGUGUUUCUAGUAUUUACAGUGAGAUUAAAAUGCAGAAUUUUCUCUAUGUAUGGAACCAUCUUUGGCCUUCUAACAGCAUAUAAAAACAUCUGACUGUUGCUUCUUUGAAUAUUCAGGUCAUUAAAGGCACAUCCUUUGAAAUUUCAUACUAUGUGAAAAGCAGUUUAGUUGUGGAUUUAGGUGUUAUGUCAUUCAGCUAUUUAUGAACUUAACCCAUUUUAAUUACAAUCAAAAUGGUGUAAAUUAUGAACCUCGUGGAUUACCAUCUGGAUUGUCAAUUUUCGAAUAUGAAAGUGAGACAUUACAUAUGCAUGCUUAAUCAUGUCAGAUGAAGAUGUGUUUUUAAAUUCAGGGACUUGAGUAGAGGCUGCGCCUUUAAAGACUAGAAAAGUCCUGGUUCUCUGUUAAAACCAUUUGAAACUGAACUGUCAUGUAUUUUUGAGUCGUGUGUGCCAGGUUGUUCAGAUUAGGAGUGAAAAUGUCUUUUCACUAUCCUCUUAAAACAUAACGGCUUGCAGCAUCUCCAUAAAAAAAGUAUUUCCAUAUUCCACAGCUGUCAUGUCUGGCAGGCCAGAAUAUACUGUAUCUCAUUGUUCAAAGUCCUUUAUUGAAUAAAUCUUGAGUGAUAAAGACAGAAGUUGAUGUUAAAGAGUGAAAUGAUCUCGGUUUAAAAACAAUGUAUUGGCAUUCAGCAAUUAAAAGGUGAAUG